This is a messenger RNA of Eubalaena glacialis (North Atlantic right whale), 2365 nucleotides long. RefSeq names its product sideroflexin 2 (gene SFXN2). Gene Ontology annotation, molecular function: monoatomic ion transmembrane transporter activity. Gene Ontology annotation, biological process: serine import into mitochondrion; monoatomic ion transport. The record is from RefSeq and is a predicted model, not a curated record. The transcript is spliced from 13 exons. NCBI's taxonomy places the organism in Eukaryota, Metazoa, Chordata, Mammalia, Artiodactyla, Balaenidae. Gene Ontology annotation, cellular component: mitochondrial inner membrane. Bases 247 to 1215 code for a protein of 322 amino acids.
CCGAGGCCAGAAGUGCACCCUGGCCAAGCUGCUAACGCGGGGUGCAUCUGGUAGCAGUUGUCUGAGUGCGUUCCUCCCGGGACCAGGAAGAUCUUGGGUACUUCCCCCGCACUUGCAAAAGGAUACAACAGAAGAGGUUCGGAGGCCUGUUUUCCAAACUCUGAUACUGUCUGCCAGAGAAAAUCAGCUCUCCCUGGAAGGACGAGCAUUACUUCAGGAGAGUCCACAGUUUUAUGUGUGAGCAGGAUGGAGGCUGACCUGUCUGGCUUUAAUAUCGAUGCCCCCCGUUGGGACCAGUGCACUUUCCUAGGGCGGGUGAAGCAUUUCUUCAAUGUCACGGACCCCCGCACCGUUCUGGUACCAGAGUGGGAGCUGGACUGGGCCAAGGUGAUGGUGGAGAAGAGCAGGAUGGGGACCGUGCCCCCAGGCACGCGAGUGGAGCAGCUGCUCUAUGCCAAGAAACUGUAUGACUCGGCCUUCCACCCUGACACCGGGGACAAGAUGAACGUCAUUGGGCGGAUGUCCUUCCAGGUCCCCGGGGGCAUGAUCAUCACGGGCUUCAUGCUCCAGUUCUACAGGACGAUACCGGCAGUGAUCUUCUGGCAGUGGGUGAACCAGUCCUUCAAUGCCUUAGUCAACUACACCAACAGGAAUGCAGCUUCCCCCACGUCGGUCAGGCAGAUGGCCGUUUCCUACAUCACUGCCACAACCGCUGCCGUGGCCACUGCUGUGGGCAUGAACAUGUUGACAAAGAGAGCCCCGCCCCUGGUAGGCCGCUGGGUGCCCUUUGCCGCUGUGGCUGCGGCUAACUGUGUCAACAUCCCAAUGAUGCGACAGCAGGAACUCAUCCAGGGCAUCUGCGUGAAGGACAGGAACCACAGUGAGAUUGGUCAUUCCCGGAGAGCUGCGGCCAUAGGCAUCACCCAAGUGGUUAUUUCUCGGAUCACCAUGGCAGCCCCUGGCAUGAUCCUGCUGCCGGUCGUCAUGGAAAGGCUGGAGAAACUGCGCUGCAUGAAGAGAAUCCGGGUGCUGCACGCCCCAUUGCAGGUUCUGCUGUCCGGGUGUUUCCUCAUCUUCAUGGUGCCAGUGGCAUGUGGGCUGUUCCCGCAGACAUGUGAAUUGCCAGUUUCCUAUCUGGAACCAGAGCUCCAAGACACUAUCAAGGCCAAGUGUGGAGAACCUGUGCCUUAUGUCUACUUCAAUAAGGGUCUCUAAAUGCCCCACCCCAGCAAGGACCAGUCCAUACCCAUAUUUACCAGCUCCUCCUUAGCCACUGUGGAUUCCUGUGCCUCGUUCCUCUUUGCCAACAGGGCCUGUAGGCCAGGGUGGAUUUUGGGGGAUGAGGGUGGGGGUGGGAGGAUGCCUCAUGCUUCUACCCAGGCACCUGGGUUUAUUGGACUCCAGGGGAUAAACGUGAACAAGGGGAGAGAGGCCAAGUCUUCUAUCUGCUCUCCCCUAACCCCUGUCCCCUGGUGACCAGCAGCUGAGACCCUCUCAGGGAGAAGGUGCUGGGACCUGGGGGUGACACUCAAGCAAACCAUUUGGAAAAAUUAGGAAACCUUUAAGAUUCUGGUUCCAGCCAGGAUUGAGGAAGGGCCCCUCUUCUCUUCCUCCUCAUCGGCUCUCAGGCAAGGGAACCUUUCACCUGUGUAGUUCUGGCUCCUUCAGGAAGGGGAAGGGAAGAGGCCAGGUCACCUUGGGACUCCUCUUUGCUCUUCCCCACUCUCCUCCCCAGGGCCCCCUGGUCAGAAGGCUUCUCUGGGAGUCUUGCUAAACUUGAGUUUAUCAGGCACCCAGGAGUUUUAGUGCAAAAAAAAAAAGGGCAUUGUGUGAGGCAGCAGAGUUUUGUGGUGCUUCAAGCCCUACCUGUUGACACUGGCUUUGUUCUCCUGCCCCUAAAAUCAUAUCUGAUUCUAUUUCUCUGUGUCUAAAAGAUAAAUCCACUGACUGUGAGUAAAAAGGAUGUAGGUAGGCAUUAACUGCACAUGUUAGUGGGUUAAUUUCCUGGCUACCUCCCUUCCUCAGCCCAUUGGGUUAAACACCAAAGAAAGACUGGUGUGUACUGAAUAGGAAAGGGAAGUUUUAUUUGGAUGCCUCUGAGAGGAAAUCAACCAGGACCAAAGAGCCUUAAAGGACACACAGCAAAGCGCAGCCGCUCGCCCUUCCCAGCCUGGCUGCUCUAGGUGAUUUCUCAGGCCCUUGAGGGAGAGGGCUUUUGUGGCUGACCUGGGGCCAUGUCUGUAUGAGUUUUGUGUAGUCGAAUUUACUGACUGAUCGAAGGAUAUCACUGUGAAUCGAAUGCAUUUCUUGAAAGAGCACAGCGAACUGUCUGCACGCUGAGUUAAUAAAGCCUGGAUGGAAAGCA